Messenger RNA from Mucor mucedo, 1794 nucleotides. RefSeq names its product transmembrane amino acid transporter protein-domain-containing protein. The coding region runs from base 409 to 1725 and encodes 438 amino acids. The record is from RefSeq and is a predicted model, not a curated record. NCBI's taxonomy places the organism in Eukaryota, Fungi, Mucoromycota, Mucoromycetes, Mucorales, Mucoraceae. The transcript has 2 exons. Gene Ontology annotation, biological process: amino acid transmembrane transport. Gene Ontology annotation, molecular function: amino acid transmembrane transporter activity. Gene Ontology annotation, cellular component: vacuolar membrane.
GAUAAGUAAACUACUUAAGAAAACAGUUGAAUUAUUUGGUGUGUAGGGUAGAAGCUCUGAAUGUAAGCGGCAAAUAUGGAUAUAAGCAAAUCCAAUAAAAUUAAACUAUUUGUAUCUCAGGUCUAGCACCCCCCAAACUUUAACGCCAUACUAUUGUCUUUCCCAGAUUAUACAGUUACACACAUAAUCGGUCUUUACAUAGUGAAUUCAAAAUCCUUGGCUGAUAUCGAAUCUUAGGUUUUAAAGUAAACUUAAUCGGAUGAAGUGAUAACGGAGUAAAUAGUAGACAAACUACACUCCGAGAUUGCUGUUUUCUUAUAAAUACACAUCAAUGUAAGCCGAUCAAAGAAUUUUUUCUCUUUAUCUUAAUUUCGCUUCAAAACUUUUUUUAGUCAUAUUUAUUUUCUUAUGGGAGCUGAAUCAAAUACCCCAUCUAUCACUUCCGAAAAGUACAAGGUUGACCAAUCUAUUAUCAGCAAUUAUGCUGAAGAUGACAAUAACUCAGUUACCAACGAAUUUGGCCAUGGAGAAGGUUCUUUUUUAACUGGCUAUUUUAGUGUUACCUGUGUUGUAGCUGGUACUGGUACUCUUGGUCUCCCUCAUGCGUUUGCGAUUGGUGGUUGGUUAGGUAUCCUGAUUAUGAUUCUCUCAUACUUAAUGGCUGUUUACAGUGGUAUUGUCUUGAUCCGCUGUUUGUAUUAUAAACCUGGUGUUAGACUUCAUGAUUUUAAAGCCAUUGGUAUUGCAGCAUUUGGCUGGCCCGGUUAUGUCAUUGCCACCUUUCUUCAUUGGCUUAAUCUGUUUGGUUGUCCCGCACUUUAUCUGACGCUUGCCAGUUCAAAUCUUAACUACUUGCUUCGUUAUACCAGUGGCGCUCUUAAUCCUGUCACUUGGACUUGUAUUAUCGGUGUCAUCCUUUUGAUUCCUUCCCUGAUUGCAAAGACUUUAAAAGAAAUCACUGCUCUUGCUGCUGUUGGUGCUCUUUGUACUAUGAUUGCUGUCUUUAUCGUAUUGAUUCAAUCUCCCAUGUACCAUAAUGCUCAUCCUGAAAUUCCUGUUCAAACUGAUUCUGUUAUCUGGACUGGGUUCCCUUCUGCUCUUGCUACUAUUGCUUUCUCUUACGGUGGUAACAAUACUUACCCUCAUGUUGAGCAUGCCAUGAAGAAACCUCAUCAAUGGAAGUAUGCCAUUGCCGGUGGGUUAACUACUUGUACUGGUCUCUAUUUCAUUACUGCCAUUCCCGGUUACUGGUCUUUCGGUCGUGAUACGCAAUCUCCCAUUUAUAACAGUCUCCCCGAAGGCGCUGGAAAGAUGAUUGCUAUGAUUGUUAUGACUAUUCAUGUCAUUCUUGCCAUUCCUAUUUACACCACCUCUUUCUCUCUUGAGUUUGAGCGUUACGCCAACUUUACUGAUGCAAGACUCGGUCGAUUCUGGGCUUGGGUUGCUCGUGCUGUUAUCCGUACUUGUACUAUGGCCAUCCUUGUUAUUUUAGCUAUUUUUAUUCCUUACUUUCAUGAUUUCAUGAGUCUAAUUGGUGCUCUUUCUAACUGUGGUCUUGUCUUCCUUUUACCCAUUUUGUGUUAUCUUAAAUUAACAGGUGUUCGUAACAAGCCUUGGUACGAACUACUUUUCUGUGCCUUCACUGUUUUCAUGGGUAUUAUCGGCUGUGUAUUCGGUACUAUCGAUGCCAUUAAGGCUUUAAUUCAUGAUUUCGAAUCCGAGUAAUUCAAUCAUCAUACCUUUAACUUUAUCAAAAUGCUUUAACGUUUCUCCUACCUCGCCCCCUCUCCUUCC